Messenger RNA from Haliotis rufescens (red abalone), 3925 nucleotides. Its product is annotated as D-2-hydroxyglutarate dehydrogenase, mitochondrial-like. Lineage: Eukaryota; Metazoa; Mollusca; Gastropoda; Lepetellida; Haliotidae. Gene Ontology annotation, cellular component: mitochondrion. Bases 112 to 1722 code for a protein of 536 amino acids. The record is from RefSeq and is a predicted model, not a curated record. Gene Ontology annotation, molecular function: FAD binding; catalytic activity. The transcript has 7 exons.
AUCAGGGUAGGUAACUCUCUUCUAGUUAUGAAAUAGGACGGCGGUUCAAGGGGAUUACUGACGAUCGGAUGAUUUAGUUAUCAAAAACGUUUUGUCAAAGGACAAAUCAAGAUGCAUGCUUGUCUAGCAAGACGAGUGAUACAGAGGACAUAUUGCCAAGGACUGUCAUGUUCUGGUUUCAGUUUGCCAGUUCGAAAUGACCAUGCACGUGAUAUGGGUCAAGGCGGUCAUCCCAGACCACUUGUAUUUGUUCAAGGGAGUCGUCAGUUUCACAGGUCAUGCAUCAACAACAGUGGGAACACUGACAGAAAACCAAAAAUAGCUCGUGGUCCGUACAGUGAUGUCACUGACGCCGAUCUUAGUUUCUUUGAGAGUCUGAUGCCAGGACGGGUAUUGACAGACCCAGCAGAUGUAGAUCCUUAUAAUAUUGACUGGAUAAAAACUUGUAAAGGUUCAAGCAAGGUUGUAUUAAAACCAAAAUCAACAGCAGAAGUGUCUGCCAUCUUGUCCCAUUGUAAUGAAAGAAAGCUGGCUGUGCAACCCCAGGGAGGAAACACCGGACUUGUUGGAGGCAGUACCCCAGUGUUUGAUGAGAUCAUACUUUCCUCACAACUUAUGAACAAGAUUAUAUCCGUGGAUGAUGUGUCAGGUGUUGUGGUGUGUCAGUCUGGCUGUGUGCUGGAGACUCUGGACAACUAUGUCGCUGACUAUGACCUUGUUGUGCCCCUUGACCUUGGAGCUAAGGGAAGCUGCCACAUUGGCGGCAACAUCGCCACCAAUGCAGGAGGAAUCCGACUUCUCCGUUACGGAUCUUUGCAUGGGAGUGUGUUAGGCUUGGAAGCUGUUUUGGCCAAUGGCAAAGUGGUGGACUGCCUGUCAUCACUACGCAAGGACAACACAGGGUAUGACAUCAAGCAGCUGUUCAUUGGCUCAGAGGGAACCCUCGGCUUCAUCACGGCUGCAUCUAUCCUGUGUCCCCAGAGGCCCAAAGCUGUCAAUGUGGCGUUGUUAGGCUGUGAUUCCUUCAGCUCAUUGCUGUCAGUGUUGAAAACAAUCAAGACCGAACUUGGCGAGAUUCUGUCAGCAUUUGAGAUGAUGGACAACGCCACUAUGGAGGUUGUGACAGGCAAUCUGAACCUGACAUGCCCUAUCAGUAACAACGCCUUCUACGCCCUCGUCGAGACGAGCGGCUCCAACGCCACCCACGAUCAGGAGAAGCUGAACGCUGUGCUGGAGAAACUGAUGGAUGGCGGUAUGACAUCUGAUGGGACAGUUGCCACGGAUAUGUCGAAGAUAAGGGCGAUCUGGCAGCUGCGAGAACGUGGUGCUGAGGCCCUGAUGGUGGAUGGGUACACCUACAAGUAUGACUUCAGUCUGAACCUGGCGGACUUCUACACGCUGGUGGAGGAUGUGAGAGAGAGGGUCGGAGCUAAGGCGAGAAGGGUUGUUGGCUACGGCCACCUUGGUGAUGGAAACCUACACCUGAAUAUCACAUCUUCAGAAUUCAAUAAAGAAAUUCUGGAUUUGAUCGAGCCAUUUGUGUACGACUGGGUAUCACAGCAUGGCGGCAGUGUCAGCGCAGAACAUGGCCUUGGCUUGUGGAAACGCAACUACAUCUACCACACGAAAUCUAGGGCAGCUGUGGACAUCAUGAGGUUGAUGAAAAAGGGGCUUGAUCCAAAUGGUAUCCUCAAUCCUUAUAAAGUACUGCCUGCAGAAUAACAUAAGACUGUGUAUUGCGUCUGCUGGAUGUGACCCAUCUUCCCGAGGCAAGGAGUUAACUGACUGUAAAAGUCAAGUUUCAACCCUUGCUGAACUAGGCUGGAAUUUCUAGUCUCCAUAGUAGCGGCACGAGUGGCUAUAACGAGUUUUGUCCCUUCUAUGUCCCUCCUAUUAACCAAUCAAGUUCCACCUCUCAUGCAUAACACUUUCAUUUGCUCAAACAAAAUCUGCAUGAAUGUUGAACCGAAUGUUGAUUUCAUUGCACGAUUUUGAUUGGAAUGUGUAUAGACUUGUUAGUCCAGCCAAACUAUAACUCCAUAAUUCCAGCCUAGUUCGGCAGGGGUGGCAACUGGACUUUUGCCUCGGGAAGAUGAGCCAGAUCACCAUGGCCACUAUGGGGGACGGUGACGCCAAGAUGCUUCAGCUGAAUAGCUUGGGUCUUGGGGUCCAGGAUUCAGAUGUUUCUAAGAAAUGAGCAGAGCUUCAAAUUGAUGUAAAUAUUUAGGGCUGAUGUGACUGGAGUGACGAGGAGCCCGGUACAGGAAACAUUGGACCAGGGGACCACCAUACAGAGCUAGAACUAAACUCAAAAGCUUUACUAAAGAUAAAGUUCCCUGUAAAUGUUAAAACAAUGGGGAAAUUAGAAAAUUUUACUAGCCCACACGGAUAUUUGUACUAGCCCACAGAAAUUGGUUCAGUCCCACAGAAAUUGGUACUAGCCCACAGAAAUUGGUUCAGUUCCACAGAAAUUGGUACUAGCCCACAUAAACUGGUUCAGUCCCACAGAAAUUGGUACUAGCUCACAGAAACUGGUACUAGCUGGCGGCAUAUUGCCCUGAAACAGCAUAUUUUGGUAAGGGCCCCUUGGCAAACUGAAAAAUAAAAUUUAAAAAUUCAAAAGAUGCAAAGACAAUUGUCAUCCCUUGCAAUUAGUGUUGGACUGCUUCCAUAACAAUCUGUUUACAACCUCAAUUCAAAAUAUAUCUUAACUUUUUAGGGAAAUAUUGGAUCAAGUGAACUGAUCAUAUUAGAACCUUUUACUGCGUAUAUCUCCCCCUCGAAACUCUAGAAUACAGAGUACUGCUCACUCAUACAGACACAAAUUGUUUGGCUGUGAAACUGACCUCUCAGGAUGAAUGGGUGUGUCUGCCAGUGUUAGAACUUAAGGAGGGUCAUGAUGUGGAGGUUUGCUGGCUUUUGAAUCUUGGCGACCCCAAAAAGUUCAACACUAAUAAUAUGUGUAUGAUUUCACUGCAACUAGUUUUUCAGCGAAGUCAUCAAAUCCAUGAAGUACUUACAGUAAUUCUCUGGUCUCAGAUGAAAUGAAUCAGCAUGUUCAUGGCAGUGUGAGACUAUGUCAGGGCAGCUUCCCGAGGCAAGGGAGGUAACUGACUGUCUACUUUUGUCGUCAGUUAACGCCCUUGCCUCGGGAAUCUGAUGUCAGGAGUGUUCAGGAGUUUUUAUUACCCAUAGGUUUAGAAAUUACCUAAUUCAUACAAAUGGUAUGUGCACUUGUGGAUGGAUAAAGAAUUAAUGGGUAAUAGAGAAAUUACUACACUCACAUGUGUGUCAUACUGAGUUUACGAAAUCGGGAAAUACAAGACUUCUGACACUCGUUUCGUAAAAUCAGUAUGACACACAUGCGAGUAUGAUAAUCUCUAUACAUUUGGUGCUUCUGUCGUAACAGUUCCUUUCAGUGAUGUGUAGUUUCAAAUUUUGGCCUACUGAAUUAUUUGUCUAUUAGUUUAGUAGAGUUAGCUCCCUUCUCAAAACCACCAGUCAUGAUCCACUACCAGAUCCCUCAUCCAACCAUGAAAGGCUCCAAAUAGUCAGCUUGGACAGUUCAGGAAAACCUGUCCACCUGACAUUACUGGCUAAUGCUGCCAAAGCAACUUUGGUGACAGUGUUAUCUGUCCUGAUAUUAUAUUGUUUUUAAAUGUAAGGCCGUCCUUUGUGGUUUACCUGCCAUGGUUGUAUUCUACACACACUCUGUAAAUCUUUCUUUUCAAAAUGAGGUUUUUGACAGGGACCCAAUGACAUUUGUAAUUUUCGAAAACUAUUAAUGGCAUUGUAUUUAGCAUUUUGAUUUAUUUAAGUACCCAAUACAACUAUAUAUAUAACAAAUGAACAUAAAUUAGUAUAUACACCAGAUCAUUUUACAUGAUUAUUGUUGAUUUUUUAAAAUAAAAAAAAUGAAUAAACA